GAGGUUGUGCACAGACGACAGACAGACACAAACUGCCUGAAGACGAAUGGGCUGAUUGCAAACCAGCACAGAAACAAUCCUUGGACACGUGCAGACCAACACCAUGGAUGAAGCUGUGUGGUGGUGUACGUCUCGUGCCUCCCAGGGAGCUCUGCAGUAGGAUGCAUGUGUAUGUCUCCAUCUGGACGCUCCUACAGAUGACUUCCCACCUCUGCUUACUCAUCCUGUCCAGCUUGGCAGUCUCAUCCAAACUGGGUCUGGAGGAUGUCUUCUUCAGCCCCCAGGACCAGACAGUCAGAGAAGGAGAGGGGGUUUUCCUCCAGUGUGUGUCUGGGGAAAGUUCACCUCCUGCAAGCAUCACCUGGCUUAAAGACGGGAGACUGGUCAGAAGAGGUAGACACAUUCAGGGUGAGUAUGGAGGGGGUAAUCAGAGGAAGACCUCAGGCACUCUGCAUCUUAUCAACGUAACAUUAGAGGACGAUGGAACAUACAUCUGUGUCACACACAAUCCUGUACUGAACAUCAGCAAGAAGAGCAAGCCGGCUAAACUAAGUGUGCAGGGGGUCCCUAGAAGGCUGCAGAUCAUCCAGGGCCCUGACAACAUCACUGUUGCUAUGGGAACAGAGGUCUCCAUGCACUGUGCUGUCCGAGGCUUCCCUGUUCCCAUGGUGCACUGGUUCAAAGACGGCUGCCUCCUGUCGAACUGCUCAGCCUCGUUUAACCUCCAGAACAAUGGACAGCUGCUCACAUUCAGGAAUGUGACCAGGGAGGACGAGGGCUCGUAUCACUGUGAAGCAUCCAACCAGAAAGAGUCCAUCAAGUCACAGACAGCCUUCCUACUUCCAGCCGAGAUGGAGUGGAGUUUCAUCCAGCAGCCUGUAAACCUGACAGUGAAGAGCGGAGAAAAUGUUACAGUGACCUGCAGGCCUCCAUACAGCCGACCAGCAGCUCAGGUGUCCUGGUUCAAAGACAACAGACUUCUCUCUCCCACAGCUCGUGAGACUGUGCUGCCCAGUGGAGACCUCUUUAUCCAUAGGGUCCAGGAGUUCGACAGUGGGAGCUACUUCUGCAGGGCCUCCAACAUCCACCUUCAAAGAUUUCUCACCUCCAGAAGAGCGACCCUGACUGUGCUGGCCCCUCCAUCAGUGAAACUGAGGCCCCAGGUGUUGACGGUGCCUGUGGGUACUAGGGUGGUGUUGGAGUGUCAGGUGUCUGGUCACCCUCUACCCUCCAUCAGCUGGUUGAAGAGAGGACACUCCAAGCAGACUGGAGGCAAGAUUGCUUUGGGAUCAAGGAAUGCCACUCUCUAUAUCCAGUCAGCCCAGAGCUACGAUGAGGGAGUGUAUGUGUGCGAGGCCUCCAACACUUUGGGCCACAGCCGCAACACAGCAAUGCUGAGAGUUGCUGUGAGUCCCGUCAUAGUGACCUUUAUAGGUCAGGUGAGCUGCAGGAUCGGGGCUUCAGUGGUCCUGCCCUGCAGAGCUGUAGGGAUUCUGCCCAUCACAUAUACCUGGACCAGGGGCAGAGCAAAGACACAGACCCCCAUCAGUCCCAGUGAGGACAGAUACAUUGAUGAAGAUGGAGCUCUGCACAUUUCCAGUGUGCAGUAUUCUGAUGUAGGCGAAUAUUACUGUACUGCUGAGAACCGAGCAGGACGACAUCAGAGACGUACUGUCCUGGCUGUCACGGCUGAACAUCGUCCAGCUGAUAGAGGCAAGCAGACAAGACUGGUUUUGUCUGCUAGCACCGACACCAGCAACGACCUGCCAGUGUCCCAAUCCAGUGACUCUGUGGCUAAGCAACACCUUGAAACAACACAUCAUUCACACGUACAGGCACAGAAGGAGGCAACAUGCUCCUUUUCACACUGUGAUCCUACAACAAACAGAGCUGCCUCAUUUCCUACAUUUUCAAGGGGAGCAGUGGCUGAGCUAAAGAUGCCACCUCGAUCACUUGGCCAUCUUUUACAGCACCGUCUGAAUCAGCCUACAACCAAUCCAACCCAGCUGUUAGUCACACAGAUGCAGCCUCCUAUGUUACCACCUCCUCCACAUCCGAACUUCCAGUCAGUAGAUCUCCACACCCAACUGCCACUUACGAGUGAUACGCUUUUGAUUUCAAAUACUGAGCCACCAGUGACACACAGACAGACAUCAGUAGACGCUGCUCAAGUGUUGAGUUCAACCCUUCAGUCCCUGCUCACUGAAAGUCACUCCCUGUUAACAUUAACGUCAUCACAUGGACAAUAUCAGCAUCAAGUCAGUGACAAGUUGUUGACAGAACCUGAUUCCCAGGACUCUAACGUUCAUGCUGUGUCUCUAGCCAUUCAAAUCACUGAGCCUUUCACUGAGACGUCAUCUCUUCCAGAGGGUGGACCCUUUCACUAUCUCAAGUCGGAUUCAUAUUCUCCCACUCCAACACAGAGUCUUAUAACUGAAACUAAGACAAGCCACCCUGGUUCAGUUACCCAGUCUCUUGCUUUACAAGCUGAUCUGCACCAAACUCAACCUUAUGAGAUGGCUACAAAUGGUCAGUUUUACCAAUUGUACCAUGAGCCGACCUCAACCCAGAUUUCUCAAACCACACUCAUUCACCCAGAUCAACGGCUGCAACAUCUGCAUCCCUCACCAACCAUCUCGCAAACAUCUCAAUCUGACCCUCAGCAAUCAUUUACUCAUGGUAUUUUUCCAAAGUUCAAGCUUGAGCUAUCGACAAUUCCGCAUUAUCUCCCUCCCACACAACCUCCAACUUCUAUAGUCACAAAUCCCCAACUAUCCCAAACUCACAGUCACUUUUCACCUGCAACACCAACUUCAACUCUAUUCACACUUCCUCAGUCAUCUCCAACACCACAUCCACUCCUCAACUCACAAGCUCCUCUAUCACAGACAGAAACAUUUCCAAUCCAACACAGAAACCCUCUUGAAAUCAAGCCUUCAGUCUCAACCAUCCGUGAGACAAACGAUCCCUCAACGCUGGACCCUGAGAUUACUGUUGUCAAUUGGGUCAACGUGUCCGAUCAGGUGCAGUUGAAUACCAGCCAGCAAGAUGACUCAGUUCAUUCAGCUAAAUCAGGCAAUGACACAGAGCUUACAGAGUGGCUGAAGAGGAACACCUCUCAGUCACCUAUGACCAGCAAUGAUCCCAGAGUAACGCAGCAGUCUCCAUCAUGGCUGCCUGUGCUGGAGAAACACGACAUCCCCAUCGUGGUGGGAGUGGGUGUAUCUCUGGCCUUCAUCUUCAUCACUGUUACCUUCUAUUCAGUGGUCCAGAAGAAUGAAGCUGCGCCAACCAGCCGAGCAGGUCAGAGAUCCUCAGCUGCAUCAACUGUCAACACACCUAUUUUACAUUCUGAGCAUGCUCAGAGGAAUCUAGGUGUCCCUGUAAGACACACUGAACGCCGAGCUGCAGGACGCACAUACGAAAACAGAGCUUUUGAAGAUGAUGACUGUGUGGCAGUGAUUGAGCAGAGCCCAAACACAUCAGACACCAGAGCAAGACCUCCAGGACCGAGCCUGGUCACAGUGCAGAUGGAGCCCACAUUUGAGGAUCUUCAGGAGGACACGUCACCUGCUCUGGACAACCACUCAGUCACUGUAGAAACAUAUCCUGAGCCAAUCCUUGACACAAAGAUUGAUCCGUCUCUGGAGGAGGAGGAGAAGGGCUGCACCUUGUCACAGCCGAGCAUCCAGCUGCAGUGUGCUGAGGACUGGACCAGUAACAGAGGAGACAACCGCAGCCCAUGCCAGGACGCCUUGCCUCCCCCAUCAUCCUUACCCUCCCGCUCACCUUCCCCUUCCCCACCGUCCAGACGAGAAGAGGGGCUGCGCUCCUCAUUAACCCUGCAAAGUGCAGAGGCGUGUGCAGCACCCAUCCACCAUAGCCUCAGCAUCUCACAUGGCAACCCCCCCCUGCUCCUUUCUCACCACGUCUCCCUAGGCCUCACUACGGUCGCAGUGGAUGUCCAUUUUUACCCAGCAUCCACUGCUUCGGUGGCAGUGGGCACUAGCACUCAUAUCAAUUCAGUCUCUAGCUCUACUUCAGUGGCUGCGCCUCUGUUCAGUCCCCCGUUAGUUAACAACCAGGAGAAUGACCAAUCAACUGCCAGAUUUCACCAGUCUAAGUAGCGACAGAUUUAAGUAUCAAGCCUAAAAUAUCCUCAUAUAACAUAAAUCAAGAUUAAGACAAUGCGUCAAAUAUAUUUGAUAAUUUUAAAGGAGGAGAAAAUAGAGAAAAACUUUUUGGCAUUUAGUAGAUAAAUUAUCUAUUAAUUAGAUUAAGGUGAAUUUUUAUCUAAUGAUCUAUCUGAGCCUUUGGCUACAUCCACAGUAAUACAUUUUUAUUUUAAAAGUAUAACUAUUGCUAUGUUUACAGCGACCUUUCCUAUCUUCAGUGUGUGUGUGGUGGACUCAUCGCCCAACAGAUUCUCUGCCCUUGUCACAUAUUGACGUUUUGUCAUGGACCUUCCACGUCCAGAUACGUCAGGAAAGGUACCCUGGGUGCGUUGGUUGUUGAUGUUCUGGCACGCCAUGUGAAAUUCUGCCUGUUACAUGCAUUAUCUUCUUUCAAAAUACACUUCUGUUUUCACAGGAAAUUUCCUUUUUACAUACAGUCUCAAAAUAAACACAAUACAUCAGUGCAACAAGUUGAAGUUAGGUUUCCCUCCAACAGCAAACACACGUGGUUGGGUUUGGGCAACAAAAACACAUGGUUCGGUUUGGAAUAAAAGGAACAGGAUUUUGCUUUAUAAUCUUAAGGGACACAAAGACCACUCUCCCAGGUGAAAGCCAAGUGUUAGAAUUCAUGGUGGCAUGUCAAACACCUUCUCAGUCUCUUUUGUUUUCAGAAUGUCUUGCCUCUGGCGUCUCCCUCGUCGCUCAUAUGUACCGUCAUUUCAUUUUAAAACACUGUUAAAAUGAAUAAUGUAUUAGUGUGGAUGUGGCUUUAGAGGUGCUGGUAAGCACAAUUUUUUAAAUUCUCAACAAAGCCAGAUAAGCUGUUGCUGCCGGCUUUUAGAGCUGGCUCCAAGCAGGAAACAAGUAUUGCAUACUCUGGCUCCGUAUGUAGCUUUGUACUUAACGCACUGACAUGAGAGUGACAUUGAUCUUCUCAUCUAACUCAAAUGUGUGUGUGUGUUUUUCAAAAUGAUGAACAAGUCCUUUAAAAAAAAGUUUAACUAUGGGGCUAACAUUCUGUAUUACAUAUCUGUAAAUGUGUAUUUUAAAGCUUUAGCACAGCACUUUCUGUACGACUCCCUGUGGUUAUAUUUAUUACUAUGUUACCGUUUGAUUGUAGUACAGCUACUUCUGGGUACUGUACUAGUAUUAUUUCUACUUCUAAAGGAGAAAAAGUUCAUGUGUAGUAUUGCUUUUUUUUAUUAGUUAUAUAGCAAGCAAAUGUGUCACUCUGAUUCAUGUUGUGUUAUUGGUUCAAGUAUAGUAAGUUUUGAAUGUGUUGUACAGUAUUUACUUCUUUAGCGAAACAGCCAAGGAUACUUCAAUUAUACUGCAUUUUUUUUGAGACUGUACACACGAUGUUUCGGUGAUCUGCUCAUUCUUAUAUCAAGCUACUUGACUGUUACUACCAUUUUUGAAACCAAAGGAGAGUA
Messenger RNA from Epinephelus fuscoguttatus (brown-marbled grouper), 5608 nucleotides. RefSeq lists its product as uncharacterized. The record is from RefSeq and is a predicted model, not a curated record. The transcript is spliced from 19 exons. Bases 108 to 4127 code for a protein of 1339 amino acids. Gene Ontology annotation, biological process: axon guidance; homophilic cell-cell adhesion; dendrite self-avoidance. Lineage: Eukaryota; Metazoa; Chordata; Actinopteri; Perciformes; Serranidae. Gene Ontology annotation, cellular component: plasma membrane; axon. Gene Ontology annotation, molecular function: cell-cell adhesion mediator activity.